AUGGCGCCAAAAAAAUUCAAGAUCCAGUCAGGCCACAAGAGCAGCGAGCAAGAAGCAGCUCCUGCGUCAAGAUCCUUGUUUUCAGGCAAAUCUGAUUCAUUUCUUCGACUGUCUCUUCCUUCUUCAUCUGCUGCACUCACCUCCACUCCUUCCAGCUCAAAUGUCUCUCCCUUGGUUCUUCUCUCUAUCCUUGACCACUACUUGCGUCGGAAAGAAUCCCAGUCCCAAAUCAUUGGUGCUCUCCUCGGUGUCCGUACCACAGACUCGUUUGGUAUGAGCCAAGUCCAAGUCGUUAAUUCCUUUCCUUUGAGCUACUCUGAGACUUCGGAUCACAAGGUUUUUGUUGAUGCGGAUUUCUUCACCAAGAUGUAUGCUUUGCAUUUACAGACAAAUCCUAAAGAAACAAUUAUCGGGUGGUAUGCGACUGGAAAUGAAUUGAAUGAAAAUUCCGUUUGGAUUCAGGAAAUGUUUUCUGGUGAAAACAGCUCCAGCUUCUCCGCUUAUGAUGCUGGCUCUAAAAAACCGGGAUCUUUUUUUGUACAACUUCCCGUUUCCUAUCAAUCUACAGAUAAAAGCAGCAUGGAUGUUCUUGUUAAAGCAACCGAAUCACUAAGCAUGGAAGCUUCAUUGACUUCCGAUCUGGACAACCUGGAAGAAUCUGUAAAAAGUGUUUACGAUAUGCUUACCGUAGUAUGCGCAUAUGUCGAAAAGAUUCUCUCUGGCGAAACCAAGCCAAAUGCUACACUCGGUCGCCAUCUUUUGGAUACCGUUUCUCUUAUCCCACAAAUAAAGCCUGCAGAAUUCUCCAAGGUGUUUAACAGCCACAUGCAAGAUAUUCUCAUGGUGGUUUAUUUGGCUAAUCUCACUCGUACUCAAUUGGCUAUUGCUGAGCGGCUGCACAAAAUGGUUUAA
Molecule: messenger RNA, 912 nt
Organism: Batrachochytrium dendrobatidis JAM81
Lineage: Eukaryota; Fungi; Chytridiomycota; Chytridiomycetes; Rhizophydiales
Exons: 3
Coding region: 1-912 (303 amino acids)
Biological process (GO): translational initiation
Cellular component (GO): eukaryotic translation initiation factor 3 complex, eIF3m
Molecular function (GO): translation initiation factor binding; translation initiation factor activity; metallopeptidase activity
Source: RefSeq, a predicted model, not a curated record